Styela clava is the source of this 4898-nucleotide messenger RNA. Its product is annotated as bifunctional arginine demethylase and lysyl-hydroxylase JMJD6-like. Gene Ontology annotation, cellular component: nucleus; cytoplasm. The record is from RefSeq and is a predicted model, not a curated record. NCBI's taxonomy places the organism in Eukaryota, Metazoa, Chordata, Ascidiacea, Stolidobranchia, Styelidae. Gene Ontology annotation, biological process: phagocytosis. Gene Ontology annotation, molecular function: P-TEFb complex binding; histone H4R3 demethylase activity.
CAAUAAUAAUAUCUUUCUAUAUAUAUAUUUAAAAAUGUCGAAUCAUAAAAGUCGUAAAUGGAUUCGGGCGGCGAAAAAAGAUGCACGGCCAGAGUUGAAAGGUCAUGAAGGAUGGUGUGGUCAGGAUUAUCUUCAUACGUUCGACGUGUCUCAUUCCACUGUGUUCGAUACCUGUCCAAGAGAGGACGUCAGAGAUCUCACACAUGAACAAUUUAUUGAAAAAUAUGAAAGGCCUCUCAAGCCAGUUGUUCUCACAAAUGUACAAGAUGAUUGGCAAGCAACGUACAAAUGGACGGUAGAAAGACUCGUAAAAAAAUAUCGGAAUCAAAAGUUCAAAUGCGGGGAAGACAACGACGGAUACUCUGUGAAAUUAAAAAUGAAAUAUUACAUCGAUUACAUGAAAACAACUAGAGACGACAGCCCUUUAUAUAUAUUUGAUAGCAACUAUGGAGAACAUCCUAAGAGGAAAAAACUACUCGAAGAUUAUGAGAUUCCAGAGUAUUUUGCUGAUGAUUUGUUCAGGUACACUGGUGAAAAGAAGAGACCUCCACACCGAUGGUUUGUUAUGGGUCCCCCAAGAUCUGGGACAGGUAUUCAUAUUGAUCCACUUGGGACAAGCGCUUGGAAUGCACUGGUACAAGGGCACAAGAGAUGGUGUUUAUUUCCGAAUAAAACUCCAAAAGAUAUGGUUAAGGUUCGGAAAUCGGAAGGAGGAAACCAGAUGGACGAAGCAAUAACCUGGUUUAACGUUGUUUAUCCAAGAACGCAACGACCUGAUUGGCCUGAGGAAUAUAAGCCGUUGGAGAUUCUACAAAAACCAGGUGAAACAGUGUUUGUACCAGGAGGAUGGUGGCAUUUAGUUCUGAAUCUCGACACAACAAUAGCAGUUACGCAAAACUUUGCAAGUGUUACGAAUAUCCCGCUCGUCUGGGCUAAAACUGUGAAAGGGAGACCAAAGUUAUCUCAUAAAUGGAUAAGAAUUCUUCGGAAAGAGCGUCCGGAAGUCGCUGAAAUUAUCGAUAAACAAAACUUGAAUGACGCAAAUUUGAUAAAUUCUGACAGUAGCAGUGAUUCUUCAUCAAGCAGUAGCAACUCUUCAUGUUCCUCGUCAGAAGAUGAAUCAGAAUCGCCUCCAAGGGAACCACGGCACAAAGCAAUGGCUGAAAAAAGACCAAGAUCGCAAGAGAAUAUCAGUGGCAAAAGACCAUGCUUCAACCCAAACAAUCGUCACGUAUUGAACUCUGACUACAAUUAUGAGAAUUCUCAAGAAACAAGAUAACGGGCUUUUCAGAAGUAGUCGUCCUAACUUCGACCCUCUUCAAGUUUCAUUUUUUGAACUUUUUCAUCAUGAAUUCGUUUAGUCUUGUGUUAUUUUCAAGAAGAUAGCAGCUUUUAUUCAAAGUAGUAGUCUUUAUGAUAAACUUUUUGAGUUGAAAACUUUUCUCAUCUUGCGUUAAACCUUCUCGCGAUAACAAUCACUUUUCAUAAGCAGAUGAGAGAGAUUAAGCUAUCUUAUAAGAUAAUUUUUUGAACUCUCGCGUUAUGAAUUUAGCCUAGUACGGCUGCUCAAAAAAAGUUGACGGCCAUUUUCGGAUGCAUUUGAGCUUCAACAAGAUAACGUACCCCUUAGAAGUAUUCAUUCUAACUACAGAUCUCUCAUAAGAUAGAUUUUUUGAAUCUUUCCCAUCAUCAAUUUGUUUGGUUUUGUGUAAUAUUCAAUCGCAGCUUUUUUUAAAACUAGUUGUCCCAACUCCAAAUUAUUUUUUUUUUUAUAAAUCUCUCUUGUCUUGCAUUAAGCCGUCUUGCAAUAACAAUCCCCUUUCAGAAGUAGCUGUUCUAACUCCCAAUUUUAGCUCACUCAUAAAAUAAUUUUUUCGAACUUUUUCAUCAUCAAUUUAGUCUGGUAUGACUGCUUACAAAAAGAUGAUGGCUGAUUUCAGAUGCCUUCAAGCUUCAACCCCUUUAAAAUAAUUGUAUGAACGAGUUUUGAAUUACUCUAUCACGAACUAGAACUUUUUACCCUUCAGAUCAUGCAAAAAAUAUUAGAGCCUUUUCACACACAUGUCGAGUAUUGAUUACUUGCUGAACUUAACUGCCUGUGACAAAGCCAUUUUUAGAAGUUUUCAGUUCAAUUCUCAAGAUAAUUUUUUUCAAUUAUGAACUGCUUCAGGUACUCCCGUAGUAUGUGCAACAAGAUGGCAGACACCGGAACAGAGUAUGUGUAUCAGGUUACCAUAAUUUCAGGUACAAAUACUACGGGAGUCACUUGGCUAGUCCCCGAACUCUUAAUAGAACUAAAAUAAGAAAAGUUGGAAUAAAAUUAUGGCUUAAUCCUAACUAGGUGUCCGCCAUCUCCUACUCCCUAUUCUACGCCCUGUGAAACCUUUAUGUGUGUAUUCAUUCCUAUUUCAACUCAUUUUCCUGAGAUAAAACUUUGUAAUCUUAGUGUUUUUUUACCUAUUGCUGAACUUGACCGCAUGUGACACAGCCAUUUUCAGAUGUUUUCAUGCAUAGUUCAAUUCUUAAGUUGAUUUUUUUAAGUUGUGAACUUACUGUAUAUCUCCACAUAUUAACUGAUCUCAUAUAUAAGCCUACCCUAAAUGGCCCUAAACAAAAUUUUAAUAAACACUCAGAUUUUUAGUGUGAUGACCCAUUAGUUUAUACCAAACUUGGCUUAUAUGCAAGUAUAUAUGGUACUUCGUUAUGAAACAGCAAACAUUCUAGAAGUAGUCACCUUGACUUAAAUUGUCUUUUAGCAUAUUUUUUUAACUCUUUCUGUCAUGAAUUUAGCCUCGUGUGAAAUUCUCAAACAAUUCGACAAUAUCACAGCCAUUUUUAAGUGUGUUCAUGCUUCUUUCAACCUUUUUGUUAUAAUAAUAUUGGGUGUCCAUAAAGUCUCUUCGCAAUUUUGUUAUGAAGUCAAUUCUCAAUAUAUCUUAACCAGGUUUGUUGUUUUUUAAUCAGUACUUGUUUAGGUAUUUUUACUUCAUUUAAUACAUCUAUGAAGGAUAAAACAAUAUAUGGUAUCGAUGAAUUUUCUUCGCAAUUUUAUUUGAAAAAAUUUCAAAUCUUCACGGGCAUCUUAUAUAACUGAAUUUGGCAUUUUUUCAUCCUUGAUUUAGUCUAGUAUUCUAGACUGCGUGUGACCAAUCACAGCCAUUUUCUCAUGUUUUCUUCCAUUCAAAUUUUUUGAGUAAAAUUUUUGCACUUUUCAUCAUGAAUUUAGCAAUGCUAGUCCUCAAAUUCAUUGCCAUUUGAUAUGAGUCUCAUGAACUUUGAACUCUGAAUCUUUCACCCACCAGGAAGUCAGAUAUAAUAAUCAUGGACAAGAGCACAAAAUAACCACUGUUUUCAAAAGUUCAUUUCAUCUUGGAUAAAUUAUGAAUAUUGUACUGUGAUUUCCCAUCAUGAAUACAGUGUUGUUAUCAUACAAGAUGCCAUCCUAGUAAGAGAAAAAAUUUUUCAAAAAAGUUCAAUGAGAGGUACUUGUUUGCUGUAACAAUUUAUAAUGCUAUAACAAUCUAAUUCUCUAACAACCAUAAAUAUUAGGGUACUUUUUUCACCCCCUUAUGCGUGCCGUGGCAGACAAAUUCUAUUAUAAUAAAAAAUCCUGUCCUGCUAUACACUCUAGUAAUCUUCUAAAAUUGACUUCACCUGAAAUAUACUCAAUUUCUUAAUUCUGAAUAAUUAUAGUUGCACUAAAUCGAAUUAUCUUCUAAUAUAACCAACUCUUUUAAUUUGAGAAACUUACUGGUUUAUUAACCUUAUGUUUUUAUUAUGAGCUAAAAGAACUAUCAAUGGCAAGAUUACCAUCCAAGCUAGUAGAAUGAAUGAAUGAGAACUGCUCAAAAUGUUGUGUCCUUCUGAACCUUCUGUCAAAGUUUUAUGAUGGGUGACAUGAAAAAAAAGAACCCAAUAAAUUUUUCAACUUCUACAAAAAUGGAGGAAUUUAUUUAAUUUUGUCUACAAUCAAAUUUCUGUUUGUGAUUGUGCUUUGCAUGAAAGUCAUAUUCUCUCUAAAAUAAGUUUCAAAUUAUUUACAUUUUUGCAGAAGUAAUUGAAAAAUUUAUGGGUUCCGUUUUUAUUUUGGUCACCAUGUAUCUGGCCACCCGAGGGAUAUCGUUGAUCCCCUUUUUAUAACAUGAUUUGACCUGCGAAGUAUAUCUGUCUUAACUGCACGCAGUAGGACACGAUGACAAGAGAGACACUGGAAUAAACGACUGUGGACAUUUUCAAACGAUUUUCAAUUGCUUAUUUUGGAUAGAAUGUAAACUCGUUAACAAGACUAUCGUUCUAGUAAAAUAGAUUACGUUUACCGGUAAUUAUCAUUCAUAGGUUCAGCAUAUGUUGCGGUUUCACUUUUGUGUUUUAAUAUGCAUUUGAAUAUGUUCGCUACUCCCAGCAUGACCUGUGUUACUCGGAAUAAGUUGUUCAAGUUUCCAAUCUGGCAAAAAUCUAAAAAAGGCUCUUCCAUCUUCUCCAAGUCUUGGGCACAUUUGUAUAGAGGUGAUCCUUUCAAUAUUUCUUUACAAUUGUCUUUAUUCCCAGAAAUAAGGUUAAGGUUGAACUUUUUUGAACUUUCAGUUGGAGUCUAUAUUUUUGUCUGUUUAUUAGAAUGACCAGAUGUUUUCUUGUGAAUUUGAAGUGAAAUUUCAAACAAAAAAGGGAGCUAUUUAUUUGAUUAUUGAAAGUUAUUUGAUUAUUCCGCAGCGUGAAAGUCUCUAUCUCUCUCAUAACUGGUCGAAUAUCUGGUGAAACGUUACAUAGGCUUUCCUCUCUUGUGUCCCAAUCAGUUUGCAUUCUGUAAUUCCUUUUGUAAAUAUUUACUUCUGAUGAUUUUAAUUGUUCUUUCAACUCACUGCUUGUUUCUUUCCUGCAAUAAAUUAUAAAAAAUGGAA